AUGGCUUCAACAGUAAUCGUUGGAGGUGGAAUAAUCGGCAUUGCGACAGCCUACUAUCUAUCCGAGCAUCAACCAGGGUCAACGAUCCACCUAGUCGACUCAUCCGCUCAACUGUUCACGUCGGCGUCAGGAUACGCGGGUGGCUUUCUCGCUAGGGACUGGUUUCAUGAAGAUCUUGCGUCUCUGGGAGCACUUAGUUUCGACGAACAUGAACGGCUGGCUGAGCAGUACGAUGGGCGCGAGAAAUGGCUGUAUGCAAAGUCUCUCACUGUGAAUUAUGAGCUACCGAGAAGGAAACCCAAAAGCUUCGCAGGAAAGGACUGGCUAAGUGAAGGUGGAAGUCGUGUGGAUUUAGUAGAUGAGAGGGGAGAAGUGAAGGAUAGGAAUAGUCCACCUUGGCUCAAACGUGUGAAGGGUGAUGCUCUUAGUCUGGUUGACAAUGGUGAAGGCACAGCUGUCCUCGAUCCCUUGAAACUCUGCCAAUUUCUUCUUCAAAAGUGUCGGGAAGCAGGUGUCAGGAUACAUACACCUGCUAUCGUCCGACACGUAGGCGCUGACUGCCAUGACGAGUUGUCGAUACUAGUAUGCGCCGGGGCAUGGACACCGAGUGUGUUGGAGUCCAUGUUUCCGGGGUCACAUAUCAACAUACCAGUCAUGAGCCUUGCGGGCCAUUCACUCGUGGUUAAGAACCCAGCAGAUAUAGGCGAUACGUUCCAUUCGGUAUACACCAGUACAGAUACAUUCUCCCCCGAGAUUUACGCUCGUCCAAACGGCGACAUAUGGCUCGGCGGCUUGAACACAUCAACACGACUACCGCCGUUGGCAACAGGUGCAAAACCCAUAGAUUCACAACUCGAAAAGUUGAAGGACCUGGCGAAGCAAAUAAUUGACACUCAAGGUGAGGAAUUGGAGAUAAUACGCACGGGGUUGUGCUUUCGACCUGUGUCGGAAAGAGGGACGCCGUAUAUCACGCGGAUAGAGGAUGUAGAUCUACGGCAAGGUUAUACCACGCGGAAAGGAAGUAUUGGCGGUGUUUAUGUUGCAACGGGGCAUGGGCCGUGGGGGAUAAGUUUGUCAUUGGGUACGGGGAAAGUUAUGGCUGAGAUGAUGCAGGGGAGAGAGUUGAGUGCUGAUAUAAGGUAUCAAUGCUGA
Messenger RNA from Fusarium pseudograminearum CS3096, 1152 nucleotides. RefSeq lists its product as uncharacterized. Gene Ontology annotation, molecular function: oxidoreductase activity. The record is from RefSeq and is a predicted model, not a curated record. The transcript has 4 exons. Lineage: Eukaryota; Fungi; Ascomycota; Sordariomycetes; Hypocreales; Nectriaceae. The coding region runs from base 1 to 1152 and encodes 383 amino acids. Gene Ontology annotation, biological process: retrograde transport, endosome to Golgi. Gene Ontology annotation, cellular component: late endosome; cytoplasm.